Molecule: messenger RNA, 4582 nt
Organism: Hipposideros armiger (great roundleaf bat)
Lineage: Eukaryota; Metazoa; Chordata; Mammalia; Chiroptera; Hipposideridae
Gene: GPR176
Product: G protein-coupled receptor 176
Exons: 3
Coding region: 767-2473 (568 amino acids)
Biological process (GO): G protein-coupled receptor signaling pathway
Cellular component (GO): plasma membrane
Molecular function (GO): G protein-coupled receptor activity
Source: RefSeq, a predicted model, not a curated record
GGCGCGCUCCGGGAGUCCGGCGGCCGCGCGGACCUUGCCCCUGCCCCUGUAGGGGCGUCCUGUCUAGUGCCCGUGCGGCCGCGAGGCUCCUCUCAGCAGCCGAGGGCCGGAGCGGGGUCGGAAACGGGACGCUAGGCCGUGCAGAGGCAAAGGGGAUGCGGGACGGGGUCCCUGCAGCCGGCGCCGAGGCGGGAGGUCGGAGCCCCCAGUAAGGGGCUGGACCGGAGGAGACCGCGCGGGUGUCCCGGGGGACAACCAGGUGCUGAGGGCGAGGCUGUUGGGGGAGAUUCAGGGCAUUCUGCCUAGGCCAUGGGCGCCGUCGGAGAGUCGGGGCUCCCCUCGGGGCUCCGACCACUUGGCUUGGACAUUUCACAGGUUUGCCAUAUCCAUCUAGCCUCGAAGCCUGCAGGAUUGAAAAACGGCUUCAACCAAAUGCCCUCUUCCCUCUAAGGAGAGGGGCUGAGCCCGUCAGCCGGGGGGACUCGCGAAGGAUACCCCGGCCCUCGGGGGGUGGAAGGAGCAGAGGUUGCAGGGGGCGGCACGAGCGGAGAGCGCCCUUCUUGACCAUCAAAUGCUUCCUUCAGUGCUUCCAUCUCCGCUGAGUGGGCUUGGCUGCGCUGACCACUCGGGAGGAGGGACGGACGAUGCUCAGCGGGCUCUGAUCGUGCCGCCUUCAUGUGGCUGCUGACGGGGACCCAGGAGGGUACGGGCAUGGGGCGCAGCCUCGCCCCCCUCUCUCCCCGCCUCCCAGGCGCCGGGGCUGGAGAUGUGGAGACGUGAGGGGACCCGCGGCUGCCCCUGGUUCUCCAGGACUCCCACCAGGCACCCGCGCGUCCCCCCGCGCCCGGGGCAGGAGAGACUGGCGUGGGGCUCGGAGGCAGGCGGAAGGGCUGGCGACCAGCAGAGCCGGGGCCCCAGCCUCGCCAUGGGGCAUAACGGUAGCUGGAUUUCCCGAAACUCCAGCGAGCCGCGCAACGCGUCGGGCGCGGAGGCGGCGGGCGCCAACCGCAGCGCACUCGGCGAGUUCGGCGAGGCGCAGCUGUACCGCCAGUUCACCACCACCGUGCAGGUCGUCAUCUUCAUAGGCUCGCUGCUCGGAAACUUCAUGGUGUUAUGGUCAACUUGCCGCACAACCGUGUUCAAAUCUGUCACCAACAGGUUCAUUAAAAACCUGGCCUGCUCGGGGAUCUGUGCCAGCCUGGUCUGCGUGCCCUUUGACAUCAUACUCAGCACCAGCCCUCACUGUUGCUGGUGGAUCUAUACCAUGCUCUUCUGCAAGGUUGUCAAAUUCUUGCACAAAGUCUUCUGCUCGGUGACUAUCCUCAGCUUCCCUGCCAUUGCCUUGGACAGGUACUAUUCAGUCCUCUAUCCACUGGAGAGAAAAAUAUCUGAUGCCAAGUCCCGUGAACUGGUGAUGUACAUCUGGGCCCAUGCGGUGGUGGCCAGCAUCCCCGUGUUUGCGGUGACCAAUGUGGCCGACAUCUAUGCCAUGUCCACCUGCAGCGAAGUCUGGAGCAACUCCUUGGGCCACCUGGUGUAUGUUCUGAUCUAUAACAUCACCACGGUCAUCGUGCCUGUGGCUGUGGUCUUCCUCUUCUUGAUCCUGAUCCGCCGGGCCCUGAGUGCCAGCCAGAAGAAGAAGGUCGUCAUAGCAGCUCUGCGGACUCCGCAGAACACCAUCUCUAUCCCCUACGCCUCCCAGAGGGAGGCCGAGCUGCACGCUACCCUGCUGUCCAUGGUGACGGUCUUCAUCUUAUGUAGUGUGCCCUACGUCACCCUGGUUGUCUACCAGACCGUGCUCAACAUCCCCAACACUUCUGUCUUCUUGCUGCUCACUGCCAUUUGGCUGCCCAAAGUCUCUCUGCUGGCGAACCCCGUGCUUUUCCUUACUGUGAACAAAUCUGUCCGCAAGUGCUUGGUAGGGACCUUGCUACAACUGCACCACCGGUGCAGCCGCCGUAAUGUGGUGGGGACAGGGAGCGGGCUGGCUGAUGCCAGCCUGGAGCCCAGCAUACGCUCGGGAAGCCAGCUCCUGGAGAUGUUCCACAUUGGGCAGCAGCAGAUCUUUAAACCCACAGAGGAUGAGGAAGAGAGUGAGGCCAAGUACACUGGCUGCGCUGACCUCCAGGCCAAGGUAAUACUUAGCCCCUGCCUGGAGGGAGAGGAGGGACCACAGUGUGUGCCCCCUGCGCCACCCCUGGGCACAGUGGACUCUGUAUCUCAGGUGACACCAGCAGCCCCCGUGGAAGCAGACACACUCCCUGACAAAUACUCCCUGCAGUUCGGCUUCGGGCCUUUCGAGUUGCCUCCUCAGUGGCUCUCAGAGACCCGAAACAGCAAGAAGCGGCUGCUUCCCCCCUUGGGUAACACCCCAGAAGAGCUGAUCCAGACAAAGAUGCCCAAGGUAGGCAGGGUGGAGCGGAAGAUGAGCAGAAACAAUAAAGUGAGCAUUUUCCCAAAGGUGGAUUCCUAGCAAGGGCGGAAAAUCCCUGGGAACAUCAGGGAGCUCCCUCACUGCUGCCCUGCCUUUGUGCUGGCUCUGUGAUUCCUGGGAUCACAUGGCACCCCGGGAUGGGUUGUUGCCUCCUGCCUGGGCCAGGGGUUUUGGACAAGAGGGAAAUCUCUAAAAAAUCAAAUGUCCUCUUAAUUGAGAGAGUAUAUAUAUUUAUCCCAGUGAUCCAUGUCCUUAGUCAAGUCCAUAUUCCUCUCUGUGGAGAUGAGAACUGGGCAGUGUGGAAUGGGUCUUGGGGUAGCUACUCCAUGUGCAUUUUCUGGGGACUCCUCAGUUUUGAGGGUCCAGCAGAGAAUACACAGAAAGAAAAAUGUCCAUGAGAUCCAAGAGAGCAGGGGCACUCCAAGAGACGCCCAAGAUAACUGUGGAGCAGUGUGACCACAAAGAAAACGCCUAUUUGAUGGAGUUAAAUAUGACAAAUAUUAAAAAUGUUUAACAUUGAUCUGCACCUUCAGGGAAGACAGGGACUUGGCGUUUGACUCCUCUUCUCUAGGAGGCUCCAUCAUAUGACUUGCAGUUUGUCCCGAUGCCCUUCAUCCUUGCCCUGGGAUGAGGCUGAGGAACGGCUGUUCCGCCCCCGCUUGAUAGACAUGGAAAUUAGAUGUGCCUGGUGGUUAGGGAGAUGCUCUGUCCUGGAUUAUCCUGACUUUCGCCUGACAUCACUAAGAAAGACAUGUUUACCGUGUUGUUUAGAAAAUACUGCAAGCUCUUUAUUAUGUCUUUCCCCCUUAAACUGUGUUUUUUCAACAAAUGAGAGAGAAGCUUAGAGGUGGAGAAGAAAGACUGAAAUGUCCACACACUACAGUCUGUUUUCUUCCUAUGUAUUCUCACCUGAAAGUAGCAAUCAGUAGGAAUAAAGUAUAUUGAAAAAAAUUAUCCCAUGCAAAACUUCUAUAAUUUAAAAAUGCCAAGUUAAUGUAAACUGGGUCCUCUGGAAACAUCAAGCUAAAACGUCUUGAUUUUUACUUGAUUCUGCCCAAAAGACUGGGAAAAGGCUGACAAAAAUGGCUCCUUUUUCCGGAGGACUCCCGACCCAGGCUUGGCUAAUCUCUUUUUCGGUCUGUGCAACUGUGGCUCUCCUUUCAUUUUGGACAUAAAGGAGGAAUAUGACACAGAGAAAGAAUGAAUCAUUGUAAAAGGCCAGCGCAACGCCUAGCCCAGGUGAGCUCUCCACUUCCUCCUUCCCAGUGAAGCUUUAGCAGCAGCCAGAGUAGAUAGUAGAGGGAAGACAGUGUCUUCAAGUGGUUAGUCCCCGGGGGGCUCUCACAAGCAUUUUGGGUCCACUCAAGGUGGCUUUCACGGGGCUGAAUUCAAACCACAGAUGACUCAAGUGCCAGCCUUGUUCUUCUCUCUAGGGCUUAUUGUUCUUGUUAACAGCACCUAAGGGAGCCCAUCCAGUGCCUUGAGCAAGCUUGAAAGGAAGUGGGCCUUCUCACCGCACACUUCCACAUCCCGAAGGCUGUGGUCCUCAAGUAUCCUUUCCUUCCCCCACACUGGCCCUUGGCCCUCAGAGGAAGCUCAGACUAUCAGGAAUCUCUUUUCCUAUCCUCUGCUGGGUGCGGUGUCUUGUAAUUCCAGAACAUGAACCCGAAGAGCCUUCUCUGCAGAGGCUGUGCCUUCCUCUGUGUGUUUUGUCUCGUCGAAGCGUUGUGUGCUCACAGCAGAAACCGGGGGCUGCCACCCCCUUUCCCUGCCCCCUCUGCCUCCCGGGCCCUGUGUGCAUGCCACCGGUAGCUUCUUGCCCUGAUAGUUACCAUGUGGUCCUUCAAGCUUAUCUUUGAAAACCUUCCCAAUUGUUACAACUUUCAUCAAGGGGAAACAUAAUCUGUCAGAAAAUUGUGUCCACUUUAGAAGAAUCUGUCAAAUGUAGCCACUUUGGUGUUGUUCUGAUAAUAUAUAUGUAUGUACAACUUAAUAAAUUCUGAUGAGGCAGAAUUUAGUAGGUAUUUCUUCUGUAUGUUUGAAGCAGAUGGUUGACUUCUAACAGGUCAUUGCCAGGUGUAUUUCUAUACUCUUUGAAGAAUUACAUUUUAAUAAAAAAAUUGAAAAGCACUUUCUGAACUCAGAAAA